CAUUUCCUUGGUUUGGGAUGGACAUUGGUGGCACCUUGGUGAAGCUUGUUUACUUUGAGCCCAAAGACAUAACAGCAGAGGAAGAACAGGAGGAGGUGGAGAACCUGAAGAGCAUUCGGCGCUAUCUAACAUCCAACACAGCCUAUGGCACAACGGGCAUCAGGGAUGUGCACCUGGAGCUUCAGGACCUGACUCUGUGUGGCAGGACAGGCAACCUACACUUCAUCCGCUUCCCCACACAUGACCUCCCAGUCUUUCUACAAAUGGGCCGCAACAAGCACUUCUCCAGCCUUCAUACCACCCUCUGCGCGACAGGGGGUGGAGCGUUCAAGUUUGAGUCGGAUUUCCGAAUGAUGGCGGACCUGCAGCUCCACAAGCUGGAUGAGCUGGACUGUUUGAUCCGAGGGGUGCUGUACAUUGACUCAGUUAUGUCCAGUGGACCCUCAGAGUGCUACUACUUUGAAAACCCAACAGAUCCUGAUCACUGCGUGCAGAGACCCUAUCCACUGGAGAAUCCAUAUCCCCUGCUGCUGGUCAAUAUUGGCUCUGGGGUCAGUAUUCUGGCCGUCUACUCGGAGAACAACUAUAAACGAGUCACUGGAACCAG
This is a messenger RNA of Nematolebias whitei (Rio pearlfish), 607 nucleotides long. Its product is annotated as pantothenate kinase 1. Gene Ontology annotation, molecular function: pantothenate kinase activity; ATP binding. The annotation marks the transcript as partial. Lineage: Eukaryota; Metazoa; Chordata; Actinopteri; Cyprinodontiformes; Rivulidae. Gene Ontology annotation, biological process: coenzyme A biosynthetic process. The transcript has 2 exons. Gene Ontology annotation, cellular component: cytosol; nucleus. The record is from RefSeq and is a predicted model, not a curated record.